GAUGAUACUAAGCUUGAAGUCGGAAACUGAAGUAACUAUUCUGUGCAAUCGCCGUCAGCAAUAGUUCUAACAUCCUGAGCUAUCACCUUAGGAACACAGUUCUAUAAUCAGAAGCAGUGCAUACUAACCUAGCUACCUAUUUUUCGGAGAUUUGGUCCUGAAACCAUUUCCAUAGACUCCGCCAGGUCGAAGCAACCGUGAACUUGUGCAGUUCGCCAUCAGCUGUUUAGUUCGUAGUCUUGAUAGUACCCGUUGUUAAUAAUGGCGAAUCCUAUAGGAGAGAGUUACAAAGCUGACCCAGAAAAACUGUUUAUAAAGCAGGAAAGGAUCGGGAAAGGUUCGUUUGGGGAGGUGUUCAAAGGGAUGGAUGUGAGGACAAAUGAGGUGGUUGCUAUUAAAAUAAUUGAUCUGGAAGAAGCAGAGGAUGAGAUUGAAGAUAUUCAACAGGAGAUCACAGUGCUUAGCCAGUGCGAUUCACCGUAUGUUACAAGAUACCAUGGUUCAUAUUUGAAAGGUACAAAACUAUGGAUUAUUAUGGAAUAUCUAGGAGGUGGGUCAGCGUUAGACCUAAUGAAAGCAGGUCCAUUUGACGAGGUCUAUAUUGCUACAAUAUUGAGGGAAAUUCUCAAAGGCCUAGAUUAUUUACAUUCAGAAAGAAAACUACACAGAGAUAUUAAAGCUGCCAAUGUUCUAUUAUCCGAGAAUGGAGAUGUGAAGCUAGCCGAUUUUGGAGUUGCGGGUCAGUUAACAGACACGCAAAUCAAGAGAAAUACGUUCGUAGGUACGCCAUUCUGGAUGGCACCAGAAGUUAUAAAACAGUCGGCGUAUGAUUCUAAGAGACCCACAGGUAAAGAACUUUUAAGACAUAAAUUUAUAAAACAAGCCAGAAAGACGUCCUACUUAACAGAACUAAUAGACCGUUAUAAAAGACACAAAGAAGCUGGGAAUGAUUCACCAGACGAAGAUCAAGAUGAUGAAGACAAUAUAGAUAUUAACCAAGUGGAUACGAAUGACGGUAGUCAUGGCGACAGUAAAUGGAUCUUUGAUACCAUAAAAAUGCAGCCAAAUGGGGACGCAUCAGCCGAGCCAGAAUCUGAUACUACGAAAGUGAUGUCUCGACAACCCAAAUCACAGUCUUUGCAAUCAUUGUUUGUGCCUUUAUUGACGGAGUUGAAAUCCAAGUACACACACCAUAAUACAAGUAUUGAUGAACUACAGAAUGCCUUUGAUUUAUCGGAGGAAUCCAGUCCAGGAAUUACUGAUAAACUAGUAGAUCAAAUUGUACACAGACUCAGACAAAGCAGCAUAUCACAUAAGAAGGUACCAUAGUAUAUCACUCCCUUACCAGGAAUCCAAGAUUCCUACCACUGUCUGUGAUUGUGAACUUUCUCUUGUGCAUCUAUCGUAGUUAUUCUUUCAGCAACAUGUACACCUAUAGUUCUGGAGGAUCCACAAUGAUGAUUUAG
Saccoglossus kowalevskii is the source of this 1466-nucleotide messenger RNA. Its product is annotated as serine/threonine-protein kinase 25-like. NCBI's taxonomy places the organism in Eukaryota, Metazoa, Hemichordata, Enteropneusta, Harrimaniidae. Gene Ontology annotation, cellular component: Golgi apparatus; cytoplasm. Gene Ontology annotation, molecular function: ATP binding; protein serine/threonine kinase activity. The record is from RefSeq and is a predicted model, not a curated record. Gene Ontology annotation, biological process: protein phosphorylation.